Messenger RNA from Cucurbitaria berberidis CBS 394.84, 990 nucleotides. RefSeq names its product l-lactate dehydrogenase-like protein. The transcript is spliced from 4 exons. NCBI's taxonomy places the organism in Eukaryota, Fungi, Ascomycota, Dothideomycetes, Pleosporales, Cucurbitariaceae. Gene Ontology annotation, cellular component: cytoplasm. Gene Ontology annotation, biological process: carboxylic acid metabolic process. The record is from RefSeq and is a predicted model, not a curated record. Bases 1 to 990 code for a protein of 329 amino acids. Gene Ontology annotation, molecular function: L-lactate dehydrogenase (NAD+) activity.
AUGACACAACCGAAACUCAAGAGCAGUAUCGCUAUCCUUGGCUGCGGUGAUGUCGGCUCCACACUGGCUUACACGCUCAUUAUGCAGCCCAUCUGCAGCGAGGUGAUCAUGGUAGACUUGAAGAAAGAGCUAUUAGAGGCACAAGUGAGAGAUCUGAGCGACUCGACUUACGGUGGUCGAUCAGGCGUGAAAGUUCGUGCUGGUACGCACAAGGAUGCUGGACAGGCUGACAUUGUUGUCAUCACGGCGGGUGCGAAACAGAAGCAUGGUGAAUCUCGGCUCUCACUCUUGAGUCGAAAUCUACACAUUUUAGAGUCAAUCUUUAGCUCGAUGGCGCCCAUCUCACCGCAUACAAUUCUGCUUCUUGUUGCCAAUCCAGUUGACAUCUUGACAUACUUUGCGCGGAAGCUGUCCGGACUGCCAGAGUCCCAGGUUCUAGGCACGGGGACGAGUCUCGACUCCGCUAGACUGAGAGGUAUACUCGCUGAGAAGGCAGAGGUAGCGCCGAGUAGUAUCGAUGCGUAUGUGCUUGGUGAACAUGGUGAUAGUCAGUUUAUUGUGUGGUCCUCCGCAACAAUCGGCACCACACCGCUUCACCUCGCCCUACCAGGUAAAUUAACACCCGAGUUCAAAGCCUCAAUCUCGGCACACACUCGCGGCGCAGCAGGUGCCAUCAUCGCUGCAAAAGGGUGCACAUCUUACGGCAUCGGUAACAUAGCUGCUAGCAUCUGCAAGUACAUCCUCUUCGAUUCACGAUCAGUCCGACCUAUAUCUUUCUACCAGCCGGAACUUGGGUGUUGUUUGUCGAUGCCGGCGGUGGUGGGGAGGAAAGGUAUCAUCAAAUCUAUGCCUGUCCUACUUGAUGAGACGGAGAGAGCGGAACUUGAGAAAUGCGCUAGUGGACUCAGGGGAGUUAUUGAGGGAGCAGAAAAAGAGUUGAGUGCCGACGAGCAGUUGCGAAAGGCGUUGGAGGUGGAUGAGGGAGUUUAG